AUGUGGCUGGCACUCGACGUACUUUUUGUCACAGCGUCAAUUCUACACAUAUGCGCUAUAUCAUUGGACCGAUACUUCUCAGUGACGUCACCACUAACUUAUCCGUCAAAACGAACACCAACACGAAUGUUUAUUUAUAUUGGUGUUGCGUGGCUGGUUUCCUUGCUAAUCUGUUUGCCUCCGAUUUUCGGAUGGAGGCCCGAACGUCGUCCAGGUGAAUGCGCAGUCAGCACUGAUGUUGGCUAUGUUCUGUACUCGUCUCUAGGCUCAUUUUAUAUUCCUGUCAUCAUAUUAAUACUUGUGUACGCACGGAUCUAUGCUAUCACUAUCAAGCAUAGUCGUCAGCGUUUAAAGGAAACUGAACGAAGGGAUCAGACUUUGAGCCUACUUACUGCCAAACCUACUAAAAAAGUCGUUGAACUGGAAUUGAUUGAGGAUAAUUCGGACGGUGAUGACAAGGAGCACAAUCUCAAUAAGGAAGCGAUCAAUCAAGUAUGCUGGCAUUUGAGAAGGAUCUCUGAAGAGCUGCCACAAUCAAACGCUCAUAAAAAGAAUGGUUUUGGACAAAAACCAACAGUGGCACCGAAAAAUGAGAAAGACAUGAAUGCGGAAAAACGCCGACGGAAAUUGAAAGCGAAAGAACGUCAAGCAACGAUGCUCCUUGGCAUUAUUUUAUCCGCUUUCAUCCUUUCAUGGCUUCCAUUCUUCGUAAUGUAUGUAAUUGGAGCAUUUGGAUACGAGACGCCUCCUGUUAUAUUCAAAUUUUUCUUCUGGCUGGGAUACUGCAACUCUGGUAUCAAUCCUGUAAUUUACACUGUCUUCAACAGAGAAUUCAAGCGUGGAUUAUGUCGCCAAUUACAGAAGUUUGAACGCUAUCUACGAUCGUUCACUGAAUUCUACAAGUAA
Messenger RNA from Cooperia oncophora, 906 nucleotides. The record is from the annotation of a GenBank genome assembly. Lineage: Eukaryota; Metazoa; Nematoda; Chromadorea; Rhabditida; Trichostrongylidae.